GGUCUAUUGACUUUGUUUCCUCGUUCACCAAGGCUAUGUGAUGAAAGUGGACAGAGCUAUUCACGCCCUUGUGCUAUAUAGCUAUGGACUUUGAAAAUGUGCAUUGCUUAACCCCUGGUCGCUAGGAUGAGCUGGAGAUGAUGAAAGUAUCAAUAUGACCUCGUUUGGGGAAGCAGAAAGAAUGGAUCGCCAUGUGGCAGACGUAUAAUGCUGAAAUGAAAGUGAUGGCCAACCAUUCUGACAGACAGUUCGCAGUGGGUAGAUCUUGGCCCACGCAAGAAUUGUAACCGAGAACUGAACUGUUUAGAUCUAGGCAUCUGCGAGGGAGGAAUCCCGUGAGAGAAAACCAUGGAUGACCUGUCCAAUCCCAGCAUUCCCUGGCAGAGGAAGUUGCUCAGUCUAGCAGAGGAAACAGACACACUAGCACUUCCUGUUGCAGUGACUGUUGGGAUAGCAGCCACAGUCUCCAUCAUAAUAGUUGUGGCCAUGUGCAUCUGUGGAGAUGCAGAGGUCCCUGAGCUCAAGGAGAUCAAGCCAAGGAAAGGACCAAGUUCAAUGAGCCUGGCAAACUCUGCUGCCCCAGUACAGACGGCCUCGGUGAAACUGGAGGUGGGUCCUGAGGUGCAGGUGCCAGACUCACCCAAUGCCAGGCCAGAAAAUGGCUUGUCCUCUAACAGACAUAGUGGGGCCCCAUCAAGGAGCAGCCAGAUCAGUGUGGGAUCUGGUCAAGCCCGGCCUCCAAGUCUCCGCGAGCUCCCAGAGCUUCCAGUUGGAGACAUUGGUCGACCCUUAUCAGGGGUUGAAAACGGUGUCCCUCAUUGCAUCACUGAAGAUGAUGAUGACUAUGAUCAUUUGGGCAAGGAGAGACAGCCUGGGAGAAGCAGGGCUAAUUAUGACCAUAUCAAAAUCGACUCUCCAAACGGAGCGGUUGUAAGUGACAUGCCUGUUGAGAAUGAAACUCCCUCAGGAGAGAACUACUAUGCUCAGUUACGUGAUCGAAACUACGAAACUGUCACCGAAGUUAAACGAAGAGUUGUGGAUCCUUAUGAUCAAGUGAACGUAUGUGACGAUCCGUACUCCGGUUUAAAGGAUGAUCCUUAUGCAAAGGUCAAAGAUGAUCCUUAUGAAAAGGUCAAGGAUGAUGACACAUAUGCAAAGGUCAAGGACAAUGAUGUAUCAAAUCAAAUUCAUGUAACAAACAUUACUGUGGGAGGAAGUGAAAUUGACCCCUAUUCAACAUUAGGCGAAGAAAUGGAGGUCAACGCCAUGGAUGCAAGGUCAUCCCGAUCCAGUAUUAACCUUGAAGCUGGAUCACGUUCGUCUGCUGCCAACAUUGUGAACUUAGAAGAUGUUUCACAGGGGGGCAUUAGGUCCCCAUCUCCCAGAACCAAAUAUGACUAUGCUGUGGUGAACAAACCCAGAAAUGCUUCUGCUUCCAAUGAAGUGCAGCCUCCUGAGGAAGUUGACCCCUACGUGAUCCCCCCCCCCGAACCACCCCGAGCUUACACAGUAGACGAAGCUGCUGCACAACCAUCCCUAGUGGGAGCUGUUGGUGGAGGGGCCUCCAGACAGGAUGACAAUCCAGAGCGAGAAUACACGAUGGUAACAGCCCGUGAAUCUCUCGCCAGUAUGACUGCAAGAAAUGCCCUCAAUCCUUAUGAGACUGUCCCUGAAACUGAGAAUAUGUAUGCUACGGUUGAUGGUGGAUCUGGCGAUGGCGUGGUGCAGAGGAAGCCGGCACCAGAAGCACAAGCAGUGGCCAAUCAAGCUGCCCAGAGACUGAGCUCUGUCAGUGAAACCUAUGCUGAGAUUGACGGUAACUACGCCACUGCAGCAGCUCCUGCUCCACCAUCCCUCGACUCCCUGCACAUGAUGACCAAACAACAGGACGACCGGCGCCAUCUGGCCAGCCCAGAAGAUUCAGGGAUAUCAGGGAGCUCUAACGACUAUGCUAUCGUUGACAAGCGGUCCAGUUUCUCCCCAAGUGCGACACGACUGCCGGAAAUACCAAACUCUCCAGUCCUACCGACAGUGGCACCAGUUGCCAAUGGCAAUGCAGAGGGAGCAUCGAACGGUGUGACACUUGACCCUAACUAUCAGACUGUUAAAGACUGUAUCACUUAUAUUGACGAGAAUGAUCCGAAUUAUGAAAGUGUUGAAGAGGCAAAAGCAAAACAACCAUCUAAAAGAGACAGGCGUCAUGUGUACGAAGAAGUGAGUCCGACAAAUCCCAAUGCACCGGGGUUCGAAGCUGCUAGUGAGGUGCGUGAACGAGUGUUACAAGGCCACAUGUAUGAAGAUAUUCACGAACUGAAAGAGCAACAGCGAAAAAGUAAGCGUAGGCCUGCUGGGGGGAGUGAGAAGAGUUGAUGGAAUGGCCUUGAUACAUCGGUCAACCAGCAAGUGAAUAUGACACUCCCCCAGAAAAUGGUCUCAGUGACCAUAUGCAAGAUACUACUUCAUACUGCUAACCAAACUUUUGUGAGCUGGUUGGACUUGAUAUGAAACACUUUGAUUUGUGCUAAGGAGCAAGAAUGAAAUAGAAAGUGCUCAAAGUGAAGCUACGGUUCCAAAAUUACAAUGGCAAAACUGAAAUAACACAUAUUUUGACCUAACAUUCCAAGUAGGAAUUCAAAUUAUAAGGAGACGGGCUGAAGAGCCGAAAAGGGAGGUUAAAAGAAGAGCUUCAUAAUAAAGUUGGAAGGAGAACCAAAAGAUGGCAUUGGCCACCAAAUGGAGAAAUGAAUCUACAUAUCACGUACUGACUGUUGUUCUCUAACACAGAGUUUUGUUCCAUUAUGUGCUCAUUAAUUCUCGUUUAAACAUAUAAUUGGAAAGGUUCAUCCUACAAUAUGUUACGUUGUGCAAUUUUAAAGUUGUUGAUGGAGAAAUAAUUCCAAGACUUGUUUAGGUUGAAAUAUUUGUUGACUGUGAUGAAAUCACAAACUAGUUAUGUUUUAUUCUUAGUUCGCAUUUUAAAUGAUCGGAAAGUUUGAUAUGUGAUAUGAUUACACAUUUUACAGAAGAAUUAUGAUAUCUCCAAAACAAGAAAUCCAACUGAUUUUUGCAUUUUAGAGACUAAACAACUUACAAUAAGAAUCUUUCUGUUAACAUUGUCAAUGUAGUAUAUCAAGUUCAAACCAUACAUUUGUUUGCUUAAGCUUACAAGUUUCAAAAUGGCAGCUUCCUAACUUGCUUAUGUUACCAUGGUUACACAGGUAUAGUGUCGUCACCACAAUGUAUGUAUAUAUAUAUGUGUGUGUGUAUAUGAUAAAUAUUCAGAUAUCAAAUGUGCUCAGAGGUCGAGAAUGUCCUAUUAAUUUUAUCUUCAUGGAUAUUCUGUAGAUGAUAAUCAGCUUUAGCUGAUAUUCUUUAGCGCUUCUUCUAAUUAGACCGGCUACGAUAUAUUGGAGAAGUAUGUUGUAUCUAAAAGGAAAAGUUUACCGAUAUAUCCAAACAUUAUUACACGAUGUUGCCACAACAUCAAGUAUUACAGUCAUCAUUAUUAUGAGCUUGUAUAAAACAGACAUAUUAUUGAAAAGGAAAAAGAGAAAAGUAAUUGUCUUUUAAGGUUUAUACAAGAAUUAAUUAGCAAUUAAAAUGUUUUUUAUCAACUGUUCAAAUUCUAAAUUCCUAUUUUUAAAAUGGUAAUAAGCAGUAUAUUCUUAUACUUACGCCAUGUUACCAGAAAUGCAGUUAGUUCUUUCUGUAACUGUAUGUAUUGGUUAUUAAUGCGAACUAUGAUCAGUAUUGCUUACAUUGUGAUACAUUGUACCUUUUUUUUAAAAAAAUAUAUGUAAUUUUAGAAAGUCUGUAAGAUAAACACAGUUCAAGAUCAUUCUGAAAUGAAGUUCUACAUCGAUCAAGGUCACAGAAAUAUGAAUGUACGAUUAGAUAUUAGAGACAAAUAACUGACCAGAUGAUCAUGGACAUGUUUGCCUUUCAUGCUGUUUAAGAAAUCAUUUAAAUUAAAAUAUAAUCCACCACAUACUUAGUUAUUAUUGGAACAAUAUGUUUUCUGAUGAUUCAGUUUAGAAAAAAACACAACAGACUUCAGAAAACGUGAUGUUAUCAUGAUAUUAAUUUAAAGUUUUGAUUUUUGUAAAUAAUGACAAAAUAUCUUAUUUAUGAUUUGGAAUCCUAGUGCUAAUGACAGUUAUUUAUCAAAUAUGAUUUGAAUAUUUAUUGCAUGAGGAACAGAGUCAGUUGUCAAAAUGUUAUUUUCCUUUUCUACAGUGUUGGUAUAGGUGAAAUAAGGUUAACUGUGUCAACAAGAGGAUAAAUAUACAGUGAUGUACUAUCUUCACAUCAUUCCAGAGUCGUCCUAGAGUUGUAGCUCAUGUUGUCCAAAGGUCACGUUGUGUUGAUGAAAUCACGUGCUCAAAAUAAUGAAAACACCAGACUUGUUUUUCCUUUUUCAUGUUGUUUGCAUGAACAUUAAAUAUUCAUGAAUGACGAUGCUCAACAUCUAUCCAUGUUAUCUCAUAGUAAUGUGCAGAAUAUGUGUCUCCAUGCUGAAUAUAGGCCUUGUUCAUUGGUUAUUGUCAUCACAUCACCUUGUCUACGCAAUGAUGCAGUUGAUUUUGAUUUGGUGCUCAAUUAUUUCUCUUCUAGGUUUCAAUUCACACUUGUAACAGUGGUUGGAGUUUGGAAUAUUCUUUUGAUGAGAUCUAUCAGAUUAUGUGCCAUUUUGUGUAGAUGUUUGACUUCUGUUUGAGGAUUUGGACAGAUGUUAUUCAGUGAAGGGUUGUAGGAGUUGCAUCAGGCUCGAUUUAGUGCUCUGUUACUUGCGCUGGUUCAACCCAAUAUUACUAAGUGCAACCUAGUUAUUAGACUAACUUGCACUAGGUGCAAGUCAAUUUUUGAGUAGGUAUACUUCUGAAUAAAACAUCUAAAUAAUUGCAUUUACAUAUUGCAAUAAAAGCAGUGCAACUGGAAUUUUAGGUUUUUAUCUUAGGUUGCACCUGGUGCAAUAAGGUUAACAUCUCUUAAAUCGAGCCCUGAUUGCUUGUUGUCUUAUAUGUAAUGUCAAGGGAGCUGUAAGAAUGUGUUUUUUGAUAUCAAAUUUUCACUUUAUCUUCUUUCAUCCUUUAAGAUUUUACUCAAAGUAUCUUUUGUAUUUUGGGGGUUCUGGAAAGUCCAGUGCAACAUGAUAAGGAUAUUUAAAUACUAACAAAAUGAAGUUUGUAGUGUCUUGCAUAAUAGGUGCCCUGGAAGGAAAUAGAGAAUUGGUCAAAAGCAUAUCAGUAGUGUCAUAGAGGGGUCUUAUGUAUGAUAAUGUGUCUGGAACAAAUAACAAUUUCAGGAAUAGAAGAACAGCAAAGAAAAUGAUGAUAUAGAUAACGCACUGUGACAAUACAAGGGCAUAUGGUUAUAGCAAGUGAAACACAGAAAAAUGCCCAAUUUGUUCAGAAAACCCUCUGAAUAUGAUAGGAAAUCCCAGUCUGCUAGGUAGGUGAUAAUGACCUAUAUUCACUGUGGAGAGCCUCUGUUGUAUGUACUUAAACUACACGUAUACUUGUUGUACUGUGAUGUCAUAUUGUCCUGGUGAAUACGUGGAUGUGUAGAUAUGUAUUAUUUGUUAUCACGCUUUUUCUUCUUCUGUAUCCAGAACCAUAGCAACUUACAGUGAAACAUCCUCUGACUUUCACUUACAAUGCUUAUCCCAUCUGAAGCUGUGGCUUAUUGCUUCACCACCGUUCUGUGGGUCUUCCAUUAAGGUUGUUUAGUUUUAUCUAGUGGGAUUCUUCAGGCUUACGUAGUAGGGUUCUACAAGCAUUUGUAGUGGGGUUCUUAUGGAUCAUCUUCGAGGAUUCCUUUGCCCAUCAAGUCGAGGUGUUUAGGCCCAUCUAGUUGAGGUUUUUAGGCCCAUCUAGUCGAGGUUUUUAGGCCCAUCUAGUUGAGGUUUUUAGGCCCAUCUAGUAGGAUUCCCUCUUCCCUACAAAUUGGGAUCUCUAGGUCCACUUACUGGGGAUCUUUAUUCUCAUUAAGUUGGUAUCUUUUGGCCCAUCUAUUAGGUUUUAUCAGGCCCAUAUUAAAAGGGAUCUUUGGGGACAUAGACUAGCUAUUAGAGUCUUCUGGACCAUCUGUAGAAAUUUUCAGAUCCGUCUCCGUGCCAUCAUAGUUUAGUUUAUUCAGGUCAGUCCAGUGGGAUUCUGUAGUGUUUAAAGAUGGAACUUGAUUAGACGGAUGUUACUUGUAUAACUGGGUUAUUCAUGGACAUCUGAUCUUAAUGUAAAGAGGCUUUGUCCAUAGGCAGCCCAACCAGUGUUGAAUCCUGCUGCUGGAUAGCAUAUGAUUGAGAGGCUGUAUUAGAAGUGUUAAAGAAGUUUAAUGACAUUUUUUUUCAAUUCAGUAUUUUAUGAACACUUUCAUAUUCAAAUAUUUAUUUUCAAAGAUAGUACAAGAAGGUUUUUGAAUGGCAUUUGGAAGAGAAAUGUAUGGAUGUCACCUUCUUUGUUAUGAACAAAACUGUUCCUCACAAUAAAGAUGUUGACAUCCAUAAAAUUCUCUUCUUCACAGUACAAAAAAUUAAUCUUUGUUUCUUUGUCUGAACUUGUUAUCAGUAAAUUCUCUUUUAUAUGAAUAUAGGUGAAAGAAGCAGCUGGGCUUAGUGGUUACCAUUUCCAGCCCAGACUUAGUAUAUUAAAAGGUAUGUUAAUAAGCUUAUACCAGUUCAGAAAGAUCUCUAUUAUAUUACCGAAGAAGAAACAACAUUUGUGAUUUACUCACCUGUUUCAUUGUCAUUACUAAAUCAAGGAUCAGAAUAAAGUGAGUGGAUUCCGUUAUAUAACAUAUAUAUGUAUCAGCAAAGGAAUAUGACAAAGAGAAAUUUGGUAUUAUUUUAUGAGCUGUACAAGUUUUAACAGCUUACUAAAGUAAUAUUUUAUUUUUUGUGUAUAGAGAUAAUGAAAUUUUGUCAAGUCAUUUUUAGAUAUUUUGCCUGAUGACAGUAUAUUGCUAAUUAUGUCAGUUUGUGGAUGAGUUGAUAUUUGAUAAUAUGUUAGGUUGUAAUAAAAUGUUGACAAAUAUUUCAUUUUCCCAACAACUGUCCAGAGUGAUUGUUCAAAUUCCAUGCUCUGUUUACAGGGUUAAAUAGAUAAAUGUGUGACUCUUUUCAGUUUUAUUGAAACCCUUACCGUAUCAUUUUUAAUGGAAUUUGCUCAAAGGUGCUAAUUUUUGCAUUGGAUUUUAACCUUUUGAUAAAACUUUUUGUUUAAUAAUGUUUUAUGUCACAAGGACUGGUUCCUUGAUAAUGUUUAGCUGGAAACCUAUCAAGUGAUCUCAACACAUUUGAUAGCCAGUGGGAAGGAUUUGUUGCUGUUGGCUUUGGUGGUUUAGUCAAUAACAGACCCUAGUGCAUAGUUCAAUCAGCAAGUAUAGAUGAGUGGUAGAGGACAGGUUUGUGGAGGACAGUAUGAUGCUUAUGUUUUAUUACUUGAUUUAUGAAGGAUUUGUUCAGCCCCAGUAUCUUUGAUUUUCAUUAUUUUAAUGUGUAAAAUGGAGAUUUAUCAGUUUACUACAAAAGACAGUUAAUUCUGUGCAGGUCUGUGUGACAAAUACAAGGGACAUAACUCUAUAUAUAAAGCAUAGGAUCAGCUUGGGUGCAAAUAGGCCUCUUAUUGGCACACGUAGCCCUUAAACUAUAAAACCAUAGGAUCAGCUCAGGCUGAUUAAUUAGGAGGAAAUAAUGUCAAAUUUUACAUCACAUCCCCGAAAAUAAUUUAUUUGUAUUAAAUAAUAUUACCACGUUAAAACAAAAACUGUAAUGUGAUAUUUUUCCUUUCAUUCUUUAUCCAACCAAUUGAAAAAUAUUGGCCAAGGUUAGAUACCAUUUUCUGUGCGUAUAAGCUUUUUCAGUAAUACUGCCGUUGAUUAAUUACUACAUAAGGGACCGUUCAUAAGUUAUGGCAAAGGUGGGGUGAUGAUGAUUUUAUUCAGAAGCAUGUACGAUGUGAAUGACCCUCCCCUAAAGUUACACGUACAAAGUAAGUGAUCCCCCCUUGCAUAUCAUGUACAAAAUCAAUGACCCUCUCCCCCUUCCAAUAUUUGUUGAGCAUAAUGUAGUAUUUUUAUGUACAAAAUUGCUGAACCCCCUUUCCUCCCCAGAACAAAAUGGGUGACCCCCUUAAAAUCAUCAUCACCCCCCUAGCCAUAAAUUAUGAAUGGUCCCUAACCAAGUACAGACUUAUAAUGUCUAUGAAUAUAAGUCAUAGAUAUAUUAUAAGUCAUGCACAUAUAAAUUCUAUAUGUUUUCUUAUAAAUUAAAAUUGAUUAUCAAAUGUAAGUGAUUGAUUGUAUGCAACUUCAUGAGGUCUGAAUUACCAUUAUAACAUGCUUAAAACUGACAUUAGACUUAGAUGUAACACCUUCUCAUAUUCUAGGCCUAGUUCCCAACACGCUGGUGCCAAGUAUUUGGGUGCAAAACAAAUACCAAAGAUUAAAUGUAGACUAAUUAAUGCUUCCUUUAGCAUAGCUAACACUUCCAAGUUGUUAAUUUUUAAUUCAUCUUUAAUCAUUUUUAUGAUAGGUGUAAAUUUUACUUUCUCAUUGUAUGUGCAUUUUGUAAACUAUUGCAUUACUUAUUUUAUAACAAUGCUCAUGACGGAUGUUAAACAUUUUAGUUGUUAUAGAUUAUUCAAGCCAACAAGUAAACAGUGGAAAGAGUUUAUCUAUCACAUGGACCUAUAUGAAACUUACAUAUCAUAAUCUUUAUAGUUAACAAAGAUAUUGUAGGAGAUGUUUCUUAUUUUUACUUUUGUCAAUAAUUAUGACUAUGUUGAUGUUUUUAUCUAAUGAUUACAAAAGAGAAGGAUAUGGCUACUCUUUGAGACAUUUAUUUUACACCCUGUCUUCAAGAUCAAGGAAAUCAACAACUGAGGAUGUUAUGUGUUGUGAUACUGGUGAAAUUGAACGCUUGUUCCUUGUUCAAAAGAAGAACUAAUUUUGGUUGUUGUGAUUUACAUCAUAGUUUUGAUCAAACUAAUUCUUAUUCCACAACAUUCUUCUAUGGUCUGUUAUAAUCUGAAUUACUAACCCACUUUCUCUUUAGAGCGCUGUCAUGUCUGUCAGGGAUAUUCCGUUGUAAACUUACACAAGUCCUUUUUGGCUUUAUGGACUGACAGGUAAAACAAAUGAAUUCGUACAUUAACAUAACAAUAAAUAUAUUUAUUGUAUCACAGAAACCUUGGAAAUAUCACAAAUGCAAAAUCAUAUUUAUUUCCUCUUUCUGCUUUCUUAGAACUUGAAGUCUGAUUUUUAGAUGAUUACUUCUGGACUUUUGGAAGAUGUUUACCAACUUGGAGAGCAGGUUUUCUUUAACGUGUUUGCAAUUGAACACAGUUCUGUUUCUAGAUCCUAGUCAUGAGAAGCUGCUUCUGCCUGUAUUUAAAGCCAGCUGCCUGCCCUGUGUGUGCACUGCAGGCAAUGACACUGUCACCUGAUAUCUCACUCUCUGUUGUGUCCUGUUCUUGUAUCAGCAAUGAUAAACUCACAAUCAGAA
This is a messenger RNA of Haliotis rubra (blacklip abalone), 9502 nucleotides long. RefSeq lists its product as uncharacterized. The record is from RefSeq and is a predicted model, not a curated record. Lineage: Eukaryota; Metazoa; Mollusca; Gastropoda; Lepetellida; Haliotidae.